AUGGGGCUGCUUGCUGAGUCAAAGUCGCGCCGGAGAAUCCAGAACGAUCCCAACAACACAAGAUGGACUCGCGACACCACCACCUUUGGCCAGAAGAUGCUGAGAUCGCAAGGCUGGGAGCCUGGCCAGUUCCUAGGAGCCAAAAAUGCGGCGCACUCCGAGUACCACACCGCCGCGAAUGCGUCGUAUAUCCGAGUAUCGCUCAAAGACGACAUGAAGGGUCUCGGAUUCAGCAAAUCGAAAGAGGACGAGGUGACCGGUCUCGACGUCUUCUCAGACCUGCUGAGUCGCCUUAACGGAAAAUCCGAGGCUGAAGUAGAAGAAAAGAGGCAAGCUAGGUUGGAGGUGAAGAUGCACCAGUACGUGGAGCAGAAAUGGGGACCUAUGAGAUUCGUGCGAGGAGGCUUGUUGGUCGGCGAUGCCAUGCAAGAGGACAGCGACAGCUCAGACGAAUCAGAAAGUUCUACGGCGGCAGAUGACAAGAUACCCGCGGCUACCAAGGAGUCGGAGAAGGAGAAAUCCAAGAAGAGAAAGGCUACGUCACUUAAAGAUGACGACGAGCUGUCUGAGGAUGACGAAGUUGAUGAGAAGAAGAAGAAGAAACAGCGAAAGGAAGAGCGAAGGGCUAAAAAGCUGGCCAAAUCCGAUUCAAACCAGUUCAGCGAUUUAGAAAAGGCCAAGAAGAAAAGGGAGAAAAGGGAGAAGAAAGAAAAGAAGAAGUCAAAGAAGGGCACAGCUCUGACUAAAGAGGAGGGCGACGAAGAUGCCAUGGAAUUGGAUGACGCGUUGAACAACUCAUCAUCAACUUCAAAUGGUGGUCCAGAAAAGUCAAAGAGCUCUAAGAAGGACAAAAAGGACAAGAAAGAGAAGAAGGAUAAGAAGGAUAAGAAGGACAAGGACAAGAAGAAGCGAAAGAAGAGCGACACAUCUGAUACGGAGAUGCCCGACGCCUCGUCUGCCGCAGCAUCGCGUUCAGGGACAGCUACUCCAAUCACCACGGGCACAUCAACGCCUAGAGGCGGGUUUGUUACUCCUCGGUCCCGGUUUAUUGCUCAGAAGAGAGCUGCAUUCAUGGAUGCUCAAGCAUUGAAUCAGAUUUUCAUGGUGAAGGCGUAA
Trichoderma aggressivum f. europaeum is the source of this 1116-nucleotide messenger RNA. RefSeq lists its product as uncharacterized. The record is from RefSeq and is a predicted model, not a curated record. Gene Ontology annotation, cellular component: nucleolus. The transcript is spliced from 3 exons. The coding region runs from base 1 to 1116 and encodes 371 amino acids. Lineage: Eukaryota; Fungi; Ascomycota; Sordariomycetes; Hypocreales; Hypocreaceae. Gene Ontology annotation, molecular function: nucleic acid binding.